This is a messenger RNA of Quercus lobata, 495 nucleotides long. Its product is annotated as zinc finger BED domain-containing protein RICESLEEPER 3-like. The transcript is spliced from 2 exons. The record is from RefSeq and is a predicted model, not a curated record. The coding region runs from base 1 to 495 and encodes 164 amino acids. NCBI's taxonomy places the organism in Eukaryota, Viridiplantae, Streptophyta, Magnoliopsida, Fagales, Fagaceae.
AUGGUUAAGCACAUUGGGUUUAGAGAAUUUGUGGGUUCUCUUCAACCCAUGUUUAAAGUUGUUUCAAGAAACACUUUGAAGAGUGACAUUCUUAACAUUUAUGAUAAUGAGAGGGAGAAAGCUUUGAAAAUUUUGGACAAUAAUGGAAGUAGAAUAGCAAUCACAAUUGAUAUGUGGACUUCAAAUAACAAAAAGAAAGGGUUCGUGGUUAUUGCUGCUCACUUUAUCGAUCAAACUUGGACUUUGCAAAGUCGGGUUUUAAGGUUUGUUUAUGUUCCUUCUCCACACACAAAAGUUGUCCUUACUGAUAUCCUUGUAGAUUGUUUUUUACAGUGGAACAUUGAUAGCAAGUUGUCUACAGUAACUGUUGAUAAUUAUAGCACCAAUGAUGCCAUGAUGAAACUUCUCUUGAAUAAGCUUGACAUUAGUUCUCUUUUGUUGCAUGCAUCUAUGUUGCAUAUUGUCAGAAAUAGAGACCACGUAGUGGAAUUUUAA